Lagopus leucura (white-tailed ptarmigan) is the source of this 1422-nucleotide messenger RNA. It is a transcript of the gene COPS7A, whose product is annotated as COP9 signalosome subunit 7A. The transcript is spliced from 7 exons. Gene Ontology annotation, biological process: COP9 signalosome assembly. NCBI's taxonomy places the organism in Eukaryota, Metazoa, Chordata, Aves, Galliformes, Phasianidae. Bases 29 to 856 code for a protein of 275 amino acids. The record is from RefSeq and is a predicted model, not a curated record. Gene Ontology annotation, cellular component: COP9 signalosome.
GCGGGGCCGAGACCCCGGCGGCGGCGGGAUGGCGGCCGAGGGGAAGGUGACGGGGCAGAGCCAGGAACAGUUCCUGCUGCUGGCCAAGGCUGCCCGCGGCGCCGCGCUCGCCAGUCUCAUCCACCAGGUGCUGGAGGCCCCGGGCAUCUACGUCUUCGGGGAGCUGCUGGACAUGCCGGCCGUCCGCGAGCUGGCCGACUCCGAGUUCUCUCCCGUCUUCCACCUGCUCACCAUCUUCGCCUAUGGCACCUACGCCGACUACCUGGCUGAAGCAGCAAACCUCCCUCCCCUGACAGAGGCUCAGAAGAACAAACUGAGGCACCUGUCAGUCGUCACUCUGGCUGCCAAGAUCAAGUGCAUCCCCUAUUCGGUGUUGCUGGAGCAGUUACAGCUGAAGAAUGUCCGGCAACUGGAGGACCUCGUGAUCGAGGCGGUGUAUGCAGAUGUGCUGCGAGGGAGCUUGGAUCAGCGGAACCAGCGCCUGGAGGUGGAUUACAGCAUUGGGAGGGACAUCCGGAGGGAGGAGCUAAGCACCAUCACCCGCACAUUGCAGGAGUGGUGCCAGGGCUGUGAAGUUGUCUUGUCUGGCAUUGAAGAACAGGUUAGCCGAGCCAACCAACACAAAGAACAACAGCUGGCACUUAAGCAGCAGAUAGAGAGUGAGGUGGCAAAUCUGAAGAAAACAAUUAAAGUGACAACAGCAGCUGCUGCUGCAGCCACAUCUCAAGACCCGGAACAGCACCUCACAGAGCUCAGGGAACCUGCUCCUGGCACCAACCAGCGCCAGACCAGCAAGAAGACUUCCAAAGCCAAAGGGCUCCGGGGCAGUGCGAAGAUUUGGUCUAAAUCAAACUAGUUGGAUCUCCCUUCACAGGUUGGAGGGUGAGAGGAAGAGACUUGGGACUCUUGCUGCCCCUCCACCUCCUAAGUGUGAUGCUUCUGAGCUCGUUUCUGAGAUCUGUCUUGCCAACUAAUUUUCCUGCAUGUUCUCUUUUCUGUCUUCUUUACUUCCUUUCUGGGCAGUGCUUCCCACCUUUUAAUCAUGUCACACUCUAAGCUUCCAGUUGAAUGCGUUACUGUUUCCUCUACCCCUCAAGGUUCCAUCACCACAAUCACAUUUCUUUCUUUAUCCCUGUCUUUUGGCAGGUAAAUUUAAAGAGUCAUAAAGUCUGUCUGUCACCUUUGCAUCUGUAGGGCAUCACAGAAGCUUGGAAAGAGUGCAGUGGUGCUCAGCAAUCAUUUUGGCUCUCUGAGACCCCUGGGACACCUUGUUCCAGGAUGCAGCUGCCAUCUUUGAUUGUUUAAUCUUUGUUUUGCUAGGUGGGAGGGUAGUUUUUGAAGGGAUUCUUUUAAAAGAAUAUAAAUAUAUUAUAAAUAUAUAUAAACAAUAAAAAUAUAGAUCUAUGGACAUAUCUAUACAAA